Blepharisma stoltei is the source of this 1407-nucleotide messenger RNA. The record is from the annotation of a GenBank genome assembly. Lineage: Eukaryota; Ciliophora; Heterotrichea; Heterotrichida; Blepharismidae.
AUGUCUUUACAAUGUGAGCAAAAGCAAUGCAAAACUAUUCCGAGUUUUAUAUGUGCAUGCUCAUUGAAAGGGCAUUUAUUUUGUAAGGUGCAUAUUACUGAGCAUAUAGAAAGCAUUCCAGGCCUUCAACAUAAAGGGGUGUCCUUAUUUUUUGGUAACUCUACUAAAAAUAUUUGCAAAUUUGAGGACAUCCUACCUAGAAAAGGCAGCAUUUAUAUCAAGAUAGAUGAUAAUAUCGAUCGAUCUUUAAAUUCUGCCAUCAAUUAUGUUGGAAUUAUUAUUCAAUCUCUGAAUGUUUACAAUCGAAAAUUCCCUUCAGCCUAUUCACCAACUCUAGAGUCACAGAAUUUAUUCCCAAGUACUCAAUUCCCAUCCCCAUCUCUUAGCCCUACUUUCCAAGAUCUUUUCUAUAAAAUUUCUAUAGUUCUCGCUACUCAUAUUCUUCGAAUAGGAGAUAUUUCUUCCCUCAAAGCAAGCUAUAUCAAUAAAAUCAAUUUUAUAAACCAGAAAGAAAUUUUAAAAUACUUUAAAAGCUUAGGAACUGAAGAAUUACAAGAUAAACUACUUAUCAUUACUUUAGAGUCAAGAGAGCAUAAAAGCAUAAAAUAUGCUUCCAGUAACGCAAUAACAAUUUUGAAUUAUUCCAAAUAUAAAUUCAUUGAUAAAGAUUUGCAUGGCAUCAAAAUUAAAGGCGCAGAUCUCUCAGAAGCACUCAUAAUAAAUUCUAAUUUCCAAGGAAGCAAUCUUAAAAGAGUAGAUUUUUCUUUCGCAAAUAUUUAUGAUACAAAUUUCAAGGACUGCAAUUUAACAGAUGUAUGAUUCGGGCAGUAUCCUCCAUUUAAAAAUAAAAUAACUGACUGGAAUACCACUUUUGCCUGAAAUAAGGACUACUUGGCUUCUAUUGAUAAUAAUGCUGUAUUUUUGCAAGAUAUUAAGACUGGGUGUGUUUUUAAAGAAUUCAAACAUAAAGAAAUCAUAAAAAUAGUUGCUUUAUCAGAGAACGGAUCGCUGCUUGCAAUUGCUGAUAAAUGUAAUAUACUUCACAUAUGGGACAUUAUGAAUGAUAAUAAAUUAGCAGAGCUACAAGAACCAACACAUUGAGUGACUUCUAUUGCAUUUUCUCCGAAAGGAGGUUUAGUCGCUGCUGGAAGUCGUGAUGGCUUCUUAAGAAUAUGAAAUAUUGCUACAAGUUCAAUGAUAAGUUCAUUCACCUAUUAUUCUGUUUUAUUUUCAGUUGAAUAUUCUGCUUGUGGCAAAUACAUUGUUCUUGGCACUAUCUCUUUAGUGCUAGUUGUAUAUGCUGAAGAUAUAAAAAUAACUAAAUGCAGAUUCAAUCAUCCUCGAACUGCAACAGUUGCCUCAUUUUCUCCAUGCACUAGAUAUGUAAUAACUGAUUGAAUGAUUUAA